CUCACCUGUCCCAUUCGGACGCCCGCGGUGGUUCCUCCACGCUCCAGCGCCGCGCGCCCAGGUCACCUGGCAGUGUUGUUUACAGUUUCGGGGCAGUUUACACCGAUCAACCGGGGAGUGCAGCGCCGACUUACCGAACAUGAAACUGCUGCGUAUCACUUUGUUUCUCCUCAUUUGCCUGGCAGCUCCAUCAAAAGCCAGGCCACAAGCAGAUGUGGCCAGGAAGUGCAAGUCUGUGGACCUGGUGUUCAUCAUUGACAGUUCGAGGAGCGUGCGGCCCCAUGAAUUCGAGACCAUGCGCAAGUUUAUGAUAGACAUCAUCAAUACGUUGGAUGUGGGGGCCAACGCCACACGGGUGGGCGUGGUGCAGUACUCGAGCCAGGUCCAGAAUGUCUUUUCUCUAAAGAGCUUCUCAAAGAAGCAAGACAUGGUGAAGGCCAUCAAUCAGAUCAUCCCCCUGGCACAAGGCACCAUGACGGGCCUGGCCAUCCAGUACGCUAUGACCGUGGCCUUCUCCCGAGGGGAAGGUGCCCGACCCGGCAUUCCCGAUGUGGCUGUGAUUGUGACGGACGGCAGGCCGCAGGAUCGCGUGGCCGAGGUGGCUGCUGCCGCACGCAACAGGGGCGUUGAGAUCUUUGCGGUGGGCGUAGCUAGGGCUGACAUGACCUCUCUGCGUGCCAUGGCCUCCCCACCCUUAGAGACGCACGUCUUCCUGGUGGAGUCCUUCGAUCUUAUCCACAAGUUCGGCAUGCAGUUGCAGGGCACUAUCUGUGGCCAGGAUCCCUGUCUGGACUCCGACCACGGCUGCGAGCACAUCUGCGAGAGUUCGCAAGGCUCCUACCACUGCGAGUGCCUCCCCGGGUAUCGCCUCAACACCGACGGCAAGACCUGCUCAGUGGUGGACCUGUGUGCCGAGGGGAAGCAUGAGUGCGAGCACAUCUGCGCCAGCUCCCCAGGGUCGUACACCUGCAGCUGCCGCGUUGGAUACACACUCAAACAAGACAAGAGGACUUGCAAAAUGGUGGACCUGUGUGCCGAGGGGAAGCAUGAGUGUGAGCAGAUCUGCACCAGCUCCCCAGGAUCGUACACCUGCAGCUGCCAAGCUGGAUACACACUCAACCAGGACAAGAAGACCUGCAAAAUGAUCAACUACUGUUCGUUCGGGAAUCACAGUUGUCAACAUGAGUGUGUCAGUGUCCUGAAUGGCUAUUUUUGUCGCUGUCAUGAAGGAUACACACUCCAGGACAAUGGGAAGACAUGCCUGCAGGAUGACCUCUGCAACACGGUGGAGCACGGCUGUCAGCAUCGGUGCGUGAGCACCCCGGGGUCCUACUUUUGCGUCUGCCCCGAGGACCAGCAGUUGCAGGAGGACGGCAAGAGCUGUGGCACCUGUCGAUCUGCCAAUAUUGACCUCGUGCUGCUCAUUGACGGGUCCAAGAGCGUCCGGCCUCAGAAUUUUGAGCUCGUCAAAAAGUUCGUGAAUCAGGUUGUGGACUCGCUGGACGUGUCUGCCCACGGCACUCGCGUGGGCCUUGUUCAGUACUCCAGCCGCGUUCGUACCGAGUUCCCCCUCAGUCGCUACCAGGCUGCCGAGGACAUCAAGAACGCCGUCAUGAAGGUGGAGUACAUGGAGAAGGGCACCAUGACUGGCCUUGCCCUUAAACACAUGGUGGAGAACAGCUUCACGGAGGCCGAGGGGGCCCGCGCAGCCAGCAGGAACAUCCCCCGAGUGGGCUUGGUUUUCACAGACGGCCGCUCUCAGGACAGCAUCGCAGAAUGGGCAAAAAAGGCAAAAGAUGCUGGUGUAACGAUGUACGCCGUGGGUGUCGGGAAGGCAGUCGAAGAUGAGCUCCGCGAGAUCGCGUCCGAGCCGGUCGACAAGCAUUUCUUCUACUCUACCGACUUCACGGCCAUCAACCAAAUUGCAGAAAAUCUGAAGCUCAACGUCUGCGCAGAGGAGAGCCAGGGAGAGGUGGAGGUCAAAGACCCAUGUGCCUGUGACAGCCAGGUGGAUUUCCAGCAGGCCACCAUGACAGCCCUGGAGCAGCUCGGUCAGAAGCUGUCUGCGUUGACUGCUCGGCUGGAGGACCUGGAGAAUCAGCUUUUGUCUCGAAAAUAAGGGCUUCCUGUUUGUUUCUCUAUCAUCAGAUGUUUUAUCUUUAGCUCAAAGUGUUCUUGUGCAAAACACUCUUGAUCUGCAGUGAUAAGCAAUGCCAGAAAGAUAUUGUACUCAUAGAGAAUCCUUCCCGAUGAACUGGGCCAAAAUACGUUUUUUUGUCAUUUUUUUUUAUUAGUAUUAUUUUAUUUUAAAUUCAGUCCCUCUGGGGAAGUGAUUUGACUUUUUUGCUUACCAAACUUUUGAAUGCUCACCCUGGAAGUGUUACUGAGUGACUUUUUAUACACGAUGAUGAUGAUGGUUAAAUUCAAUCAAGAAUCUUUUUGCAAUGCAUAUAAAUGCCUCUUUUGAAUCUCUUAAAUUUAUGUUGUCGUAUCCCACAAUCACUAUAUCGCUUAUAAAGUAACAAACAGAUCAGGUACUGUUUGUCAAGGAUAGUUAAUGCAACUAAAAACAAGAACCAGGUUCUGACUAAAAUUAUUUUUUUUGCCACUAAAAACAUGAACUAAAGAAACAUAUAGUUUCAUGGUAAAUUUGCUCCCACAUGAAUGUAUCUUAUAAAUUAAAUGAAAAAAUGAAUAUAUAAUUUACUAAAAUACCAAUUAUGUAUAUCCAGACAUUUAGUUUGAUCAGUUUCUUCUCAGAGACUGGACACAUUAAUGUAAACAUUGGCCUACUGUAUACUCCCAAAACUAGAAUAAUCCCAUAAUUAGAUAUUUUAGGUUGAGCUGUUCAGUCCUUAUUCAUGGAUUUCUAUUGGAAAAAUUGGAAAUAUUGUGCAAUUUAGCCAAAUGAAAUGCAAACUUCACUCUGUAUGACUGGUUAAAUGUCCUACGUUUGAACUAAUAAAAAGCGUGAUGCCGAAAAUAAUGAUGACCAUAGAAAUUAAUUAUUUAAAAUGAUAUCUUGAAGUUGUCCAGUAGCUGGGAGCUUGUAGACCCUUUCAUUCAGUAACAAUAUUGAGUGCGCCUUAGAAUGCCAGGUUUGGAAAAUAAAGCUAUAAGGGAUUCCCACAUCCUUCAUC
Molecule: messenger RNA, 3140 nt
Organism: Scleropages formosus (Asian bonytongue)
Lineage: Eukaryota; Metazoa; Chordata; Actinopteri; Osteoglossiformes; Osteoglossidae
Gene: matn4
Product: matrilin 4
Exons: 12
Coding region: 140-2119 (659 amino acids)
Molecular function (GO): calcium ion binding
Source: RefSeq, a predicted model, not a curated record